AUGUGUGGUAUAUGGGCUGUGUUUGGUUGCGAUUGCGAUGUCUUCACACAAUUUAACGCCGCAUUCAAAAUAUCUCACCGUGGACCCGACGCCUUUCGACUGGAAAGUAUAAAUCAGUUCCCUUCGUGUUGCCUUGGAUUCUAUCGUCUUGCUAUUCUUGACCCAGAACAAGGAAUGCAGCCAAUGCGAGUGUCCAAGUAUCCUCAUAUUUGGCUUAUAUACAACGGAGAGAUAUAUAACCACAAAAACUUAGGAAAUCAGUUUAAUUUUGACUACGUCUCACAAUGUGACGGGGAAUCCAUCAUCCACCUGUAUGCUAAGGGCGGGAUAGAAUUCGCCGCUAAACACUUGGAUGGAGUGUUCGCUUUCUGUCUACUGGACACGGUCAACCGGAGGGUCUACCUCGGUAGGGACACAUUCGGAGUCAAGCCUCUUUUUCAUGUUGUUACGGCAGCUGGUUCAUUAUCAGUGUGCUCUGAAGUAAAAGGUUUGGUGGAUAUGAUUGGACACCAAGACAAGAUUCAAGAGGUGUUACCUGGUCACGUGGAAACCUAUAGCCUCGAUAUGCAAUGCCGCGCUUCUUUGAAGCAGACCACAACUUUUCAUCAAAUAGGAGAUUUUCCAUGUUACGCUGCAACCUUUUCACCACUUGAAAACGAAAUCAAAGUCAACAUCCGAACGUUUUUAAGGAGCGCUGUAGACAAGAGAAUGAUGUCUGACCGACGUAUCGGAUGUCUGUUGUCGGGUGGCGUAGAUUCCAGCUUGUUGACCGCAUUGUUGGUAGAGUUAGCAAAGGAACGAAAGUUGCCUUACCCGAUCCAGACCUUCUCAGUUGGUAUGGAGAACAGCCCCGAUUUGGCAGCAGCAAGGAAGGUUUCCAAACACUUGGGAACUGAGCAUCACGAGAUCCUGCUGACACCAAUGGAGGCGAUCUCCGUAAUUGAAGACGUCAUAUAUUUUUUGGAGAGCUAUGACGUCAUCACCAUUCGUGGAUCAGCUGCUAUGUACCUGCUUUGUAAAUACGUGAAGGAGAAGACAGAUUCUACGGUUUUAUUGUCUGGAGAGGGGGCAGAUGAGGUUGCCCAGGGGUAUAUCUACCUCCAUAACGCGCCCUCUGUUGAGGAAGGCGACAAAGAGAGCAGACGCCUCUGUAAGGACAUACAUAUGUUUGACGUCCAAAGGGUUGAUAGAAUGUCAUCAGCUUUUGGACUUGAAAUACGCGUGCCCUAUCUGGAUCACACGUUCACAAGUUACUACCUUUCGUUAGACCCCGAAAUAAGGGCUCCAAAGAAUGGCAUGGAAAAACAACUAAUGCGUUCGACUUUCGAAGACACGGAUUUGAUACCGAAUGAGAUCUUAUGGAGGCACAAAGAAGGUUUCAGUGACGGUCUGACUACCCUGAAAAAGUCCUGGUAUGAAAUCAUACAUGACUUCCUUGACGAAAAUAUCGACGAUUCGGAACUCAUAGAAAGCGUGUGCCAAUAUCCCUUUAACACCCCCGUCACUAAAGAGGCUCUGUAUUACCGUAGGAUAUUUGAGAAAUUCUACCCCGGACAGGAUCAUCUAACACCACACCAAUGGACGGCCAAAUGGUCAUUGUCUACUGACCCCUCCGGAAGGACGUUAAGUCACUAUAAACAGUAA
Molecule: messenger RNA, 1644 nt
Organism: Ylistrum balloti
Lineage: Eukaryota; Metazoa; Mollusca; Bivalvia; Pectinida; Pectinidae
Product: asparagine synthetase [glutamine-hydrolyzing]-like
Exons: 9
Coding region: 1-1644 (547 amino acids)
Cellular component (GO): cytosol
Molecular function (GO): asparagine synthase (glutamine-hydrolyzing) activity
Source: RefSeq, a predicted model, not a curated record